Messenger RNA from Nothoprocta perdicaria, 2197 nucleotides. RefSeq names its product melanogenesis associated transcription factor (gene MITF). Lineage: Eukaryota; Metazoa; Chordata; Aves; Tinamiformes; Tinamidae. Gene Ontology annotation, biological process: regulation of transcription by RNA polymerase II; melanocyte differentiation. The record is from RefSeq and is a predicted model, not a curated record. The transcript is spliced from 8 exons. Gene Ontology annotation, molecular function: RNA polymerase II cis-regulatory region sequence-specific DNA binding; DNA-binding transcription factor activity, RNA polymerase II-specific; protein dimerization activity. Gene Ontology annotation, cellular component: nucleus. Bases 145 to 1203 code for a protein of 352 amino acids.
ACUCACCUUGAGAACCCAACCAAGUACCAUAUUCAGCAAGCGCAGCGGCAGCAGGUGAAGCAGUACCUCUCUACCACUCUAGCCAACAAACAUGCCAACCAAGCCCUGAGCUUGCCCUGUCCAAACCAGCCUGGGGAUCAUGUCAUGCCACCUGGAACGGGAAGCAGUGCACCCAACAGCCCGAUGGCUAUGCUUACUCUCAACUCCAACUGUGAAAAAGAGGGAUUUUAUAAAUUUGAGGAGCAAAGCAGGGUUGAGAAUGAGUGCCCGGCUCUGAAUACACACUCACGAGCAUCAUGCAUGCAGAUGGAUGAUGUGAUUGAUGACAUAAUUAGUCUGGAGUCAAGUUACAAUGAAGAAAUCCUUGGUCUGAUGGACCCUGCCCUGCAAAUGGCAAAUACGUUGCCUGUGUCUGGCAAUUUGAUUGACCUUUAUGGCAACCAGAGCAUGCCCCCUCCAGGGCUAAACAUCAGCAACUCGUGUCCAGCUAAUCUUCCUAACAUAAAAAGGGAGCUCACAGAGUCAGAAGCGAGGGCAUUGGCUAAGGAGAGGCAAAAGAAAGACAAUCACAACUUGAUUGAACGGAGACGAAGAUUUAAUAUCAAUGAUCGUAUAAAAGAACUAGGCACUUUGAUACCCAAGUCAAAUGACCCGGAUAUGCGCUGGAAUAAGGGAACUAUUUUAAAAGCCUCAGUUGACUACAUCCGCAAGCUGCAGAGAGAACAGCAGCGCACCAAGGAACUUGAGAACAGGCAGAAGAAGUUGGAACACGCCAACAGGCACCUGCUGCUCCGGAUACAGGAACUCGAGAUGCAGGCACGGGCCCACGGCCUCUCCCUCGUGCCGUCGACAGGGCUCUGCUCCCCCGAUAUGGUGAACCGGGUCAUCAAGCAAGAGCCYGUCCUGGACAACUGCAACCAAGACCUCCUGCAGCACCACGCYGACCUGUCGUGCACCACCACGCUGGAUCUCACCGACGGCACCAUCACCUUCAGCGACAACCUGGGAAACGUGACUGAACMGACCGGCACUUAUGGUGUCCCCCCAAAAAUGGGAUCCAAACUGGAAGAUAUCUUGAUGGACGAUACCCUCUCCCCCGUUGGGGUGACUGAUCCACUGCUUUCCUCGGUGUCUCCUGGAGCAUCCAAGACGAGUAGCAGGCGGAGCAGCGUGAGCAUGGAGGACACCGAUCACCCCUGUUAGCAGAUAUUUGGCACGGCCUUUCAUAAACUGCUUCAUUUCUUGAUCAGUAGAUUAAAUUUACCUUUUGUAGAUUUUUUUGAUUUUUUUUCCCUUGUGCUUCAUGACUAGCCUAGUGUGUGUGCGUGUGUGUAUAUAUUAUAUAGAGAGGUUUUUUAGAUUUUUUUUUUUUGUGGAAGAAAAAAGAAAGCUUGUAUAUUCUAUUUUAAAUCUACCAAUGCCUCCAAAAUAUUGUACAGUGUAUGUACAGUAUCCGUGAACUGGAUUCGCCAAGAACUUUGAACUGGUCAAAUCUACUUAAAGCAAUAGAAUUACAUCUGAAAAGUCUGUUUCUACUCAGGCRGGGAUGAAGCGUAGCAGAAUUGUAAAUUCUGUGCAACCGAUUUCCUUGGAAACAAAAUGUAAAGUUAAAGAAUGUAAAGAAACCAAAACAAAAAGAGUCCACUUUGUAAUUGUGUUGAUUUAAUAGUGCUGCCUUAAAGAUACAGUGUCCCUAAACCUUUUGUUGUUCUCACAAGUGUUUAAAGAAAAAAAUACUAUUCCACUGAGAAUACAGACAAAAAAAAAAAAGUAUUGAAACACCCAGGUUGUUGAUUCUGAUAUAAAAUGUUCUUGAUGCUAUUGCUGAGAAGGAAGUAGAAAUUGCAGGGAGAUGUGAGUCUCUUCCUCGGAGUGCCAUUUAAUUUUACUCUGAGCUGAUUUGGGUUUCCUUUGGAUCAUGAUUCAAGGCUUUUUCUUUUAGAUUUUUGUUUUGUAACAUACAAUGAUGGUUUGCCAGUGAAUGAAGAAGGAAUACUGUAAAUUGGUAUGUACUUUUUGGACAAAAAUGAUACAUUUAUCAACUGGGCACAUUGUACAUAUCUAAUUGGCUUUACUUUUUUUAAAUUGCAUUGUACAGUUUAUUUUGAUUUGCAUGAAUUCCUUAGUUAUUCUCAACGUUUUGUUUUAAAUAUAUUUGUAUUUCAUUUGUAAGAAUUUGCCUCUUAAUAUUGCAACA